GAUAUAUCUAGUAAACGUUCAUUGUGUGUACGUGUUAGUGUGUGCCUUCUCCUCUCGGCUGCACGGGGGCAACAGCAGCUCUCCAGCCUCCCUCAGUCUCCCUCGGUUUAAUUCCUCCCCCGUGAUCCGCCCUUAUUUCCCCUUGCUCUCAGAUUUGGAUAUAAACUUCCUCCGCCCUGUCUGCUCAGUGAUGGGGCUGUGAGGAUGCACGGCAAUCCUGAGACUUUUUCUUUUGUUUUCAUUCAGAUUUAGUCCUUUUUUUUUUAUCAACCCGUCUGCAGCCAUGUUGCGGGUUAAGGUGGAAUCGGCGAAAGGUCUGCCUAAAAAGAAAGUGGGACACCCUGAUCCAAUCGUCUCUGUGAUAUUUAAAGAUGAGAAGCAGAAAACAAAAUCGAUUGACAGUGAGCUGAACCCUGUCUGGAACGAGGUGCUUGAGUUUGAUCUGAAGGGCGUUGCGUUGGACUAUAGCGCCUACAUAGAUGUGAUCGUGAAAGACUAUGAAACUAUUGGAAAAAAUAAAUUCAUUGGGUCAACCAAAAUCGCUCUGAAAGAUCUCUCAUCAGGUCAAAUGAGAUCACUUCCAUCCAAAAAUGUUCCUCUGGUCAAUGAAAGUGGACAGGGUAUUGGUGCUUCGAUCGACCUUGUGAUUGGCUACGAUCCUCCAGCAAAUUUUGCCCCAAACCCCAAUGACUCUCAGGAAGGAGACUCCACAGUGGAUGCUGGUGGUGGUGGAGGGGAUGAGACUCAACCUGAUGGGGGCCAGGGUGGCUCAGCAGGGGGCCCCUCGUCCCCCGGUCAGUCCGUUAACAUGCGACAGAAGAUUGCCAGAUCGCAAAAUCGCCACCGACUGGUCAAUAAACCUCAGGACUUCCAGAUUCGCAUAAGAAUCAUCGAAGCCCGUCAGCUGUCCGGUAACAACAUCAAACCGGUGGUGAAGGUUAGCGUGUGCGAUCAGACCCACAGGACGAGGAUCAAGAGGGGAAACAACCCCUUCUUUGACGAGAUGUUCUUCUACAAUGUCCACAUGCUACCAUUGGAUCUCUUUGAUAAGCACAUCAGCUUAAGGGUCUAUAACUCAUAUUCACUGAGGGCUGACAGUCUCAUGGGAGAAUUCAAGCUGGAUGUCGGUUAUGUUUACGAUGAACCAGCGCACUGUGUUCUGAGGAAGUGGCUUCUGUUGAACGACCCAGAUGACUCGAACUCGGGGUCUAAAGGUUACCUGAAAGUCAGCCUCUUCGUGGUCGGGGCUGGAGACGAGCCUCCGGUGGAAAAGAGGGAUUCAAAUGACGAUCAGGACGACAUUGAGAGUAAUCUGCUGCUGCCGGCUGGUGUGACUCUGCGAUGGGCCACCCUGUCCCUGAAGGUGUUCAGAGCUGAGGAUGUCCCCCAGAUGGAUGAUGCAUUCGUCCAGACCAUGAAAGAGAUAUUUGGAGGAGAUGAAAACAAGAAAAACCUGGUGGAUCCUUUCUUAGAGGCUCGCUUUGCUGGACUAAAGCUGUGCACCAAGAUCAUCGAGAAGAAUGCAAACCCAGAGUGGAACCAAGUGCUGAACCUCCAAGUCAAGUUCCCCUCCAUGUGUGAACGCGUCAAACUGACAGUAUUUGAUUGGGAUCGUAUAACAGGAAAUGACGCAAUCGGCACCACAUACCUGAACCUGUCCAAGAUAGCCUCUUCUGGUGGAGAGAUAGAAGAGGAACAUGCGGGAAGUGGGGAAAUACCGUCAUACGAAGCUAACACAGGGCAGUCUGAGGUGGGUUUCCUUCCCGUCUUCGGGCCGUGCUACGUCAACCUGUACGGCAGCCCGAGAGAGUUCAGCGGCUUACCAGACCCCUACGAGGAUCUCAACUAUGGAAAGGGCGAAGGAGUGGCGUACAGGGGCAGGAUCCUGGUGGAGCUGUCCACUAAACUGGAGGAGAAAGCGGACAAAACGGUAGACAGCAUCCACAGCGACGACAUCCUGGUGGUGCAGAAGUACCAGCGGAGGAGGAAGUACAGUCUGUGCGCGGUCUUCCACAGCGCCUCCAUGAUACAGGAACCAGGAGAGCCAAUCCAGUUUGAGGUCAGCAUCGGUAACUACGGCAACAAAUUGGACACCACCUGCAAACCGCUGGCCUCCACCACUCAGUAUAGCUGUGCAGUGUUUGAUGGUAACCACUACUAUUACCUGCCCUGGGCGGACACUAAGCCGGUGGUUGUGGUUCUCUCUUUCUGGGAGGACGUCAGCCACCGCCUGGACGCUGUCAACAUCAUCCUCUACAUCACUCACCGCCUGGAAUCCAACCUGGAGCUGUUUAAAACCGCCAUCCUGGCUAAAGUCUCCGACGACAAACUCGUAGAGGUGUGGCUGAAGUUGCUCAAUCAGCUGAUUGAAGACCUGGAAAGUCUCACGACACCGGAGCUAGAGGGCCGCUCCAACCUGACCUCUCUGGACUUCCAAAUCAAGAAGCUGCGCGACAGCACUUUGAAAACAAUCAAGAAGGGAGCCAGAUGCAUGUUGGAGGAGGCGAGGGAGAUCGCUGACACUCUGCCUGACUUAGUGUCCUGGGCGGGAAAACUCCAACAGCUGGCUGAUGAGCCUCAGAACAGCAUGCCGGAUGUGAUCAUCUGGAUGUUACGGGGGGAGAAGAGAGUGGCUUACAGCCGAAUGCCCGCUCACCAAUUCCUCUACUCCACAUACAGUGAGCAGGCUUGCGGGCAGCACUGUGGAAAAACAAAGACCGUCUUCUUGAAGUAUCCCAUGGACAAGAACAAGGGGCUGAAGGUGCCAGUUCAGAUCCGGGUGAACAUGUGGCUCGGUCUCUCUGCGCACGAGAAGAAGUUCAACUCCUUCUCUGAGGGAACCUUCAGCGUGUUUGCAGAGCUGUAUGAGAACCAGGCGGCGGUGUUUGGGAAUUGGGGGACCACGGGACUAGUGGGGCGAUACAAGUUCUCAGACGUUACGGGCAAACUGAAGCUGAAACAAGAACACUUCAUGCCCCAGAGAGGAUGGGAGUGGGAAGACGACUGGUUCAUCGACCCAGAGAAAGCUCUCCUAACAGAGGCAGAUGCAGGACACACUGAUUUCAUGGACGAGGUGUUUCAGAAUGAGACUCGCUUCCCCGGUAGAGAGUGGAAGGAAGCCUCGGAGCCCUUCACAGAUGUGAAUGGAGAGAAGAGCCGUAACCCCGGAGAGUUCGACUGUCCUACAGGUUGGACGUGGGAGGACGAGUGGUCUGUGGACGACAACAGAGCCGUGGAUGAUCAAGGAUGGGAGUAUGGAGUCACUAUUCCCCCAGCUGACCAGCCUAAGUCCUGGGUCUCUGCGGAGAAAGUUUACCACGUCCACCGCAGGAGACGACUUUUCCGACCUCGCAAGAGAGAAGCGCAUCCUGCAGGAGGCCCUGUGCAGAAGAGGGACCAAGGUGACCCUGAGGGCUGGGAAUUCUCCUCUCUGAUUGGCUGGAAGUUCCACAGGAACGAGCGUUCCUCCGAUACCUUCCGGCGAAGGCGCUGGAGGCGGAAAAUGGGACCAGAGGACCGUCUGGGAGCGUCCGCCAUCUUCCAACUGGAGGGGGCACUAGGCGUGGAUACCGAGGAAAAGGACUCCAAGUCAGACGGCACCAAGCUGUUUGGUGCUAACACGCCCACUGUGUCCUGCUGCUUUGACAAGUCACACUUGUACCAUCUCCGUGUCUACGUCUAUCAGGCUCAGAACUUGGCAUCUAUGGACAAAGAUAGUUUUUCUGAUCCGUAUGCACACGUCUCCUUCCUGCACUUCAGUAAGACAACAGAGAAGCUGAAGGCAACCCUGAACCCGACCUGGGACCAGACUCUGAUCUUCAGCGAUGUGGAGAUUUACGGAGACCCGCAGAACAUCACUCAGUGCCCCCCCGAUGUGGUUCUGGAGUUCUACGACAACGACCAAGUGGGGAAAGAUGAGCUGCUCGGACGCAGUGUUUGCACUCCGAUGGUGAAGCUGAACGCCAGCAUCGACCAGACUCCCAGACUGCUGUGGUACCCCAUCAUCCAGAAAGGUCAAAAGGCAGGCGAGGCCCUGCUGGCUGCAGAACUCAUCCUUAAAGACAAGUCGGGCGAGUCAGACCUUCCUCUGCUUCCCUCAAAAAGAUCGGAGAACAUCUACAUGGUUCCUCAGGGCAUCCGGCCCGUGGUGCAGCUCACGGCUGUCGAGAUCCUGGUAUGGGGCCUGAGGAACAUGAAGUCGUACCAGCUGGCCUCCAUUUCCUCCCCCAGCCUGGUGGUGGAGUGCGGGGGGGAGAGGGUGGAGUCGGUCGUCAUCAAGAACAUGAAGAAGAGCCCCAACUUCCCGGGAUCUGUCCUCUUCAUCAAAGUGCUCCUUCCAAAGGAGGAGAUGUACACCCCGCCCAUCGUGCUGAAGGUGAUCGACCACCGUCCGUUCGGCAGGACUCCGGUGGUCGGGCAGUGCACCAUCACCAGCUUGGAGCAGUUCAGAUGUGACCCGUACGUCAUCACUGCAGAGGGAGCCAUGUCUAACAAAAUGACUCUGAUGGCUUCUCCUUCCGGUCAUCUCGCUAUUAACAUGGAGACCAGACCACUGCUGGAAACUCAGUUCAUGUACAGCAUGUCAUCUGCUGUCAACAAAAUGGCUUCCCCUACAUCCCAUUUUCUUGUAGAGAAGGAAAAAGAGACAGUCGACUGGUGGUGUAAAUUAUACGCUUCAACUGGAGACCAGCAGAAAUGUGGCCCGUACCUCAAAAAAGGAUACGACAUGCUCAAAGUGUUUGACUGCGAGCUGGAGGACGUCCCAGAGUUCAAAGGGCUGACUGACUUCUGCUGCACCUUCAAACUACUGCGGGGCAAAAAUGACAAUGGGGAUGAUGACCCCAGUGUGGUUGGAGAGUUUAAGGGUUCAUUCAAGGUGUACCCUCUGUCAGAUGACCCUGGUGUUCCCCCCCCGCCCCGUCAGUUCAGAGAGUUGCCAGAGAGCGGACCUCAGGAGUGUCUGGUCCGGAUUUACGUGGUCCAGGCCAUCGACCUGCAGCCCAAAGACAAUAAUGGCAGGUGUGAUCCGUACAUAAAGAUUUCUCUGGGAAAGGACACGAUUGACGACAGAGACCAUUACUUACCCAACACCACCACCCCUGUGUUUGGAAGGAUGUUUGAGACGACGUGUUUCCUGCCCCAGGAUAAAGACCUGAAAAUCUCCGUCUAUGACUACGAUAUGCUGACCCGUGACGAGAAGGUCGGCGAGACCGUGAUUGACCUGGAGAACCGCUUCCUGUCCCGAUAUAACUCCUAUUGCGGCCUGCCACAAACCUACUGCAUUUCUGGUAUCAACAAGUGGCGGGACCAGAUGAAGCCGUCUCUGAUUCUGGAGAACCUGGCUCGGAUGAAGGGCCUGUCCAAACCCAGGACCGAAGACAACGGCACAUCACUCGCCUUCAAUGGAAGAGAAUACACGCUGGCUGAGUUUGAGGACACCAAGGAGAUCCACGAGCACUUGGGUCCCCCCCGAGAGCGCCUCUGUCUGCACGUGCUCAGAAAACAGGGACUGGUCCCCGAACACGUGGAGACCCGGACCCUCUACAGCACCUUCCAGCCCAACAUCUCCCAGGGAAAGCUCCAGAUGUGGGUGGAUGUUUUCCCGAAAAGCAUCGGACCCCCUGGACCCCCCUUUGACGUCACGCCGCGCAAGCCUAAGAAGUACUUCCUGCGUGCGGUCGUCUGGAACACCACAGACGUGACUUUAGACGAGGCCAGCAUCACAGGAGAGCACAUGAGUGACAUCUAUGUCAAAGGCUGGAUGGCGGGCAUGGAGGAUGAGAAGCAGAAGACGGACGUCCACUACCGCUCUCUGGACGGAGACGGAAACUUCAACUGGAGGUUCAUCUUUGAGUUUGAGUAUCUGCCGGCCGAACAACUCUGCCUCGUGUCCAAGAAGGAGCGCUUCUGGAGUCUUGACAAAACAGAGUUCAGGAUUCCCCCCAAGCUGAUCGUUCAGAUAUGGGAUAACGACAAAUUCUCAUUGGACGAUUACCUGGGCACGCUGGAGGUGGAUCUGCGUAACCUGGUGCCUCCUGCGAAGACUCCAAAUAAAUGCUCUCUGAAGAUGAUGGAGGAUCUGCAAAUGGGAUCUCCAGUCAAGAAGGAGAACGAGAAGUGUCUGUUCUCCCAGCAGUCCGUCAGAGGCUGGUGGCCCUGCUCCAUCGAACAGGACGGAGAGAGGGUCCUGGGUGGCAAAGUGGAGAUGACUCUGGAGAUCGUAGGUGAAGCAGAAGUAGAUGAAAAACCUGCAGGAAAAGGCCGGGACGACCCCAACAUGAACCCAAAACUGGACCCUCCCAAACGCCCAGAAACAUCCUUCUUUUGGUUCACAAACCCAUGUAAGACCAUGAAGUUCAUCGUGUGGCGAAGGUUCAGGUGCCUCUUCAUCGGACUCAUCAUCCUCAUCUUAGUGCUGCUCUUCCUCGGCAUCCUGUUGUACUCCUUACCGAACUAUAUCGCAAUGAAGUUGGUGAAACCUUCGCAAUAACCCGACAAGGAGGCGGAGAAAUGGAACUGGAAAACUGUCUAGAGGACGUUCACGUUACGGCCAAACCACUGUCAAUAUAUUUGUAUUGCCUAUAGUAUUUUAUAAAGGUCUAAAUGGGGAAGGGGUGCUUGCACAUUUGCACUGUUAUCUUAUCAUGAACACUUUGACAGACGGGAGCAAUAACUAAUGUAUCCAGAUCCACACACUGGGAAAACAGAAGCCCCUGUAUCAUUUAAUGCAAUACAACUGUCCUAAUUUAACUUUAUUUUGUUAAUGUGUAAAAGAUUCACUUAUCGGAUUUUAGAUUGAUUAAAUGGUUGUGUUGUAGGGUGUCACUACUCGUAUGUUAAUGGUGUGAUCAAAUACAUAUAUAAUAACUGUUAAAAAAGGUAGGAGUUAUUAGGACUGUUGUUUUUAUUGCAUUACUCUAUACAAGGGUUUCUAUUUUCUGCCUACUUAAAUGCCAAAAACAAUGUAAGACUUAAGUUACCAACAGCAUAAAAGUGUCUGUAUUUUGUACAUUACAUUUUCACUGGUCUUUUAAAUUAAAGUUAUUAAAAAUGAUGUUCAAACAGU
Molecule: messenger RNA, 7066 nt
Organism: Gymnodraco acuticeps
Lineage: Eukaryota; Metazoa; Chordata; Actinopteri; Perciformes; Bathydraconidae
Product: myoferlin-like
Exons: 55
Coding region: 284-6490 (2068 amino acids)
Biological process (GO): plasma membrane organization; membrane fusion
Cellular component (GO): membrane
Source: RefSeq, a predicted model, not a curated record